Molecule: messenger RNA, 1065 nt
Organism: Trichomycterus rosablanca
Lineage: Eukaryota; Metazoa; Chordata; Actinopteri; Siluriformes; Trichomycteridae
Product: protein C19orf12 homolog
Exons: 3
Coding region: 105-527 (140 amino acids)
Source: RefSeq, a predicted model, not a curated record
ACCCGACCCGAAGUUGCCUCACUUCAUAAAAGCGCAACUAAAGGUCAAAAACAUCCGAACAUUUCAGCUUUACUUUAAUAAAACACACCAGUAAAUCAAACCUGAUGGAUCGUGUGGGUGAUGUGAUGCGACUUUGCUGUGAGGUUUCAACAAAUCAUCAGAUCAAAGCAGCAGUGAAGAGUUCGACAAAAGGGGCGAUGGUGGCUGGAGGGAGCGCUCUAAUAGGGGGCCUGCUGCUCGGACCGCCCGGCAUCGCUCUUGGAGGUGCUUUCGGAGGCCUGAUGGGUUGGGGUAUGACUUCUGGGCAGUUUAAACCUGUUCCACAGAUCCUAAUGGAGCUUCCACCUCACCAGCAGAGAAAACUCUACAAUAAUGUGAUGGCAGUUAUGGGUAGCCUGGACUGGAUGGACGCCGUUCAGCUGGUUUCACUGGUGAUGGGUAACGCCACUCUGCAGCAGCAGGUUGUAGCUGCCAUUCUGUCGUUUGUUACCAAAGAGCUGCAGGGUGAGAUACGUUAUGGAAACUGACCUCACCACAUAGAAACUGGGGUUUAAUGUUUCGCCUUUGAAUGUGCUAAAUAAGUUUUUAUAUAAUGUUUACUUUACAGUAGCAUUGAUCAAGCUGUCGUGCAUUAUACACAUGUGGAAGGAAAUAAGUCAGCAAUAAUAAUGUUUAAAUGGGUUUGCUCAGUGCCUUUUGUACAUGUAUUAGGAAUUAUGUGUUUAAUGUUAAGUAAAAAUUUGAUGUGAAAAAAUAUUACUUUUGUAUUUUAUUAUAUCAUAUUUUGUAAUUGGUAAUAAGGGUUUAUUGUAUAAAAUAAAAACGAAAUGAUUAAACAAUAAAGCCUCUAUAUAAUAUAAUUCUCAUAAUUGUAUCCUGUUUAAAAUGUUUAUACCUUAUUUGACACACCUGAUGAUAAACAGUUCAUAAAUUAUAUAAUUUUUAAAAUGAAAAGAAUAGCUAAUAAGAAUAUAUUCACAAGUUAAAGUAAAAUCAAGGUCACCUAAGCUUUAAAAGAUUGUGUGAGAGUUAUCUAAAGAAUAAAGAAUUGCAAAACCCCAGCAA